Messenger RNA from Ornithodoros turicata, 2233 nucleotides. RefSeq names its product alpha-L-fucosidase-like. Gene Ontology annotation, molecular function: alpha-L-fucosidase activity. Lineage: Eukaryota; Metazoa; Arthropoda; Arachnida; Ixodida; Argasidae. The record is from RefSeq and is a predicted model, not a curated record. Gene Ontology annotation, biological process: glycoside catabolic process; fucose metabolic process. The coding region runs from base 972 to 2156 and encodes 394 amino acids. The transcript is spliced from 7 exons. Gene Ontology annotation, cellular component: lysosome.
AAUAGACUGGUUUUGUGUUGUAGAGGGAGCAGGGCAUCUGUCAAGGUACAAGGUUGCACGUUUUUGUGCUAUUUCAUAACCACUCAUUGUUGAUGAGAAACACUAACGCGAAUAUGAGCUGAAGAAUGGACGUUGCAAAAGUGCGCACAAAAAUAGAAGGGGGUGGGGUUAUGUCGAAAUUGGCUCGACGUUGUUGACUAUGCACACGGGUGGGCGUCGUCACGAUUAUAGCCAGAAAGGGGUGAAGGGGAAAUAGGGUGAAGAGCUUGAAGUGAGACAUGUAUCGAGGAUGAAUGCGUUCGAUAUGCACUGUGGAUGGGGGCACGUUGCUGUAUUUGUUUAAGGAAAAGGCGCACACCACAAUAACCUCUGCGCAAGUCAGUGUGCCGGAAGACACGGCGAUCACCUCUGAUUCGAGGAGAGAGCAGGCCAUACGCCUUUUCGUGGCCACCACCCUGUGGCCGGAUGCAUAAGCUCCAGGCGACCUUUUCAACAGGGAGUCCCGAAAGGCAAUGUUCUCUCUCGAACUCUAUUCACAAAGGUCCGUGACCUACUUCGUAUUCUCCACACCUCACUACGUUGACGAUAUUUGUUUCCGCAUAACAGGGCGGAACAAGGAAAGAAUCCGUGACUCGACGGAAGUUGCUCUUGCUUCAGUCAGUGCAACUUUGUCCAGUAGAGGGUUGGAACUAGUACCUUGGGAAGUCCCAGUGCCUCGUCUGCAUCCCGCGUGGGAGCCACGUUGGAAGGGACUUCCCCGGGAUCAGCUUCAAUGACGUCUCUAUCCUAAGAUGGAAAUCGUGCAUUACAUGCCUCGGCAUUACAAUCGACAGUGCAUAGCGCUGGUCGAAACUGCAAGAACCAUACGCUGCAUGCCAUUUUACACCCCAGCACGACCCUCUCCUCUAGACGCCUGAGGGUUCAGAAUAUAGGGCGCCACGCAUAACGAAGCUGCCUUGGAGGCCUCUAUAAUGACUCAGACCCAACUCGGGUUUCUGGUCGGACGACGCACAAAACCACCGAGCUUGCCGACUUCACUCCCCCAUCUUCUGGUCAUCAUCAUCUCGUUAUCAUCUUAUCACCAUCUUCAGUCUACUGUCGCGAAGAUGCCCACAUCUGUGAGGCCAACUACGGCAAGCUGUCACAAUCACCACCACCUUAUGGCAAUUACCAUGAAUUCAAAAGUCAACAAGAAGAUCCCGAGGCAUGUGGGCAUCAGUGGAAACGAGGGCGCAGAUCGCACAGCCGCAGGCGCGCAUGAGCACACCCAGCGUGUGCCCAUCAUCUUGGCUCGGGAGGAUCGCCGUUACCUCGCAUCACCGGACCCGAGAUGCACUCUCAAUGGCAGCAUGACAUCACCACCCAUUGUCUGCUUUACUCUGUCGACAGUCUUCCACCGCAUGAGGCUUAAUGUAGCUUUUACACAUCUCAUCGGUGUCGGCGCAUCCAGCCUCUGUUCCACGUGUGGUGUGCGCGGUGAUCUCCAUAACAUCCUCCUGGUCUGCGGACAUCCCGUUCGCGAGACCGUGGUUGUGAACGAUCGCUGGGGAAUAAACGCCAACUGCAAGCACGGUGACUUUUACAACUGUAAAGACAACUACGACCCGGGUGUGCUUAUGAGCCACAAGUGGGAACGCUGCACCACGAUCGACAUGAAAUCUUGGGGUUACCGCAGACACGCUAGCGCCCAGGACUAUCUUACCAUUGAGGAGCUGCUCCGAAGAGUUGUCAAGACAAUCAGCUGCAACGGAAACAUCUUAAUCAACGUGGGUCCUACUAAAGAUGGUGUCAUCACUCCCGUGUUCCAAGAGAGGCUUCUGCAGUUGGGUUCCUGGCUGAAAGUGAACGGAGAGGGUCUCUAUGCGUCAAAACCUUGGAAGCACCAGAACGACAGCCACACUCCUGGAGUAUGGUACACCCAGAAAGCUGACAACGUGUUCGCAUACGUGCUCCAAUGGCCGAAAGGGAACGUACUGACCCUCCAUUCCCUCAAACUGAACAAAGCGUCUCGCAUUACUCUUCUCGGAUACGACAAAGGAGACCUCGCCUGGUAUACAACGCCAGAAGGCGCAGUGGCUGUCGAGUUCCCUGCGUUUACUCCAUACGCUCUGCCCUGCCAGUGGGCGUGGACGUUGAAGAUUCAGGGUGCUAUGUAGAAGGAGAGGUACCGUUUGAUGCACAUUAAAGAUAACGUGCUGCAUCUGUCAAGAGCAAUAAAUAGAAUUCAAAUAUU